Penicilliopsis zonata CBS 506.65 is the source of this 936-nucleotide messenger RNA. RefSeq lists its product as hypothetical. Gene Ontology annotation, cellular component: mitochondrion. The coding region runs from base 1 to 936 and encodes 311 amino acids. The record is from RefSeq and is a predicted model, not a curated record. Lineage: Eukaryota; Fungi; Ascomycota; Eurotiomycetes; Eurotiales; Aspergillaceae. The transcript is spliced from 2 exons.
AUGAACCUAUCUCGAGGUCCUUGGAUGGAUAUCUCCGACUAUGCGACAGGUAUAGGGAACAACAAGAAAACCUGGGCAACACUGAAUGCUCAACCGCGCAUGAACUAUUACCGAAGCAAUACGGAUCUGGAGAGGCCUAAUGAAUAUAUUGACCUUAUUGAAAAAUACCUGCUGGUUGUUCCGCACAUCACAAGACAUGAUCCUGAGACUAUGGAUCUUUUGCAGCCGACACUGUGGCAUUGCGACCUCCAUCUCAAUAACAUAUACGUCGAUCUUGACACGGAGAUCAUCACGGACAUUAUUGACUGGCAGAACACAACAGUUGCUCCCUUGAUCUUACAAGCUAAAUUCCCACGGAUGGUGCAACAUACGAGCCCACUUCCACUGGGAUGGGUUAUGCCGGAGAAACCAGAGGGCUAUGAGACUUUAUCUGAAGAUGAUAGGAAAAGGGCAGACAAACUCCAUGAGAGUGCCUUGUGCCACAGAUACUAUGAAGUUCUCACGGCCAAGAGAAACCCUCUGCACUAUGCCGCCAUACGCCAUAAUUAUACAUGGAAGUCGCCUGUUGUCCAACCCAUGAAAUCAAUAGGAGGGGCCUGGUCGUCAAGAGAAGUCUUCGGGCUUCGCUCAUCAUUGAUGGAAGUGAUCGAGCAUUGGUCUGGGAUACAAUCUGCGCUUGACUGCCCUAUCUCUUUCACAAAAGAAGAAAUCAAACUGCACAGUGAGGAGAUGGAGAACCGCGAUUACAUCGAGCAACUGAUGGAAGAGUUUCAGAACGCAGGAAUCUUGCCAGUCGACGGGAUCGUUGAUCCUGAAGAUUACGAAACGUUGCAGAAGACAAGUGAAAUGCAAAAGACACACUUCCUGUCGUUGGCAGAGAAUGCGGAGGAGAGAGAUUGGAUGGACAAGAUCUGGCCUUACCAAGACAAUCACUAA